UUGGCGAUAAAUAAUGUCGCGGAUAAUUUAAUUUAAUAAUUUUGGCAUAUGAGUUGUCCUCAAGUUUAGCCUUAUACGUUACCUAAUUGCCAAAUCCUUUCCAAUCUUGUUUCCGCAAUCAAUCAAGAGAGAAUUUUUUUCCCUUUGCUUUUCUUCUAGGGAUUCUCUUAUCUCUCUUCUCUUCUCAACCCUUUUGCAUAAUCAUCAACAUGGCUAAGAGUUCCUUCAAAUUGGAACACCCCCUUGAGAGGAGACAGGCUGAAGCUGCUCGCAUAAGGGAGAAGUAUCCCGAUAGAAUUCCAGUUAUUGUUGAAAGGGCUGAGAAGAGUGAUGUUCCAGACAUUGAUAAAAAAAAGUAUCUGGUUCCUGCUGAUCUAACUGUAGGCCAGUUCGUGUAUGUGGUGCGGAAGAGAAUCAAAUUGAGUCCUGAGAAGGCCAUCUUCAUUUUUGUGAAGAACAUUUUACCACCAACUGCUGGUAUGAUGUCUGCAAUCUAUGAGGAAAACAAGGAUGAAGAUGGAUUCCUGUAUAUGACUUACAGCGGGGAGAACACUUUUGGGAUGUUAAUGUGAAAUGUUCACAAGGAGCAAUCAUGUAAAUAGAACAUAAAAAUAUCCUAUGUGAAAUAGUUAAGCUUUGCUGUGACAAGUUAUUGGGAAGUUUAUGAUCUGAUCCAUGACAAUCCUUAUCUGAUCUGCAACUACUUGAAAAUGACCUUUAUGUUUGUAUUCAAAUUGCAAAUAGACGAGGUUUAUAUUAUUUAUUUCAUUAGACA
This is a messenger RNA of Medicago truncatula (barrel medic), 775 nucleotides long. Its product is annotated as autophagy-related protein 8C-like. NCBI's taxonomy places the organism in Eukaryota, Viridiplantae, Streptophyta, Magnoliopsida, Fabales, Fabaceae. The transcript is spliced from 6 exons. The record is from RefSeq and is a predicted model, not a curated record. Bases 210 to 572 code for a protein of 120 amino acids.